CUCUCUCUCUCUCACUUCCGCCCAGGUGAGGGGAGGGGGCGCUCCUGCGUCCCGGAGCCCCACCUUUCCCCGAGCCGGCGCCCGCCUCCCGCACCCAGUCUUCGGGACCGACCAGAUUUCUCUGGUUGAAGAAAACAGUUCAAGAUGCCCGAAAAUCCGGCAGCUAAUAAGCUGCAGAUCCUGCAGGUCCUUGAGAGGCUGCAGAUGAAAUUACACGAGAGAGGGGAUACCUCCCAGCAUGAGAGACUCGUCCUGUUUAGUGAGACCCUGAAGAGCCCCCUCUUCAAUCAGAUCCUCACAAUUCAGCAGUCCAUCAAACAGCUGAAAGGGCAGCUUAGCCAUAUUCCUUCAGAUCGCUCGACCAACUUUGAUUUUUCAAGGAAAGGCUUGCUUGUGUUUACUGACAGCUCAAUUGCUAAUGGGAAUGCCCACACAACCUUUAAUAACUCAGGUGCAGUGUUUCCUUGGACGCCAAGAUCAGGAAAUGAGGAAUUUACUUCUGUUAUCCAACAGAUGGCCCAGGGCAGACAGAUUGAAUAUAUAGACAUAGCAAAGCCAUCCACUGGAGGCCUGGGAUUCAGCGUGGUGACCGUAAGAAAGCCAAACGCAGCCGGCGUUGAUCUCUUCGUGAAGGAAGUCCAGCCGGGAAGUAUAGCAGACAGGGAUCAGCGACUAAAGGAAAAUGACCAAAUCCUGGCCAUCAAUUACACCCUUCUGGACAGGAAUAUGACCCAUCAACAGGCUAUAAGUCUGCUCCAGCAGUGCACAGGAUCUCUGCGGCUGGUCGUCGCCAGGGGUUCGCGACAGUGGCCAAGCCCGAGUUCUACUAACCUGAGCGAUACUCCUCCUCCUCCUCCUCCUCCUGAGAAAAUUUGCUGGGGUCAUAUUGAAGAUGUUGAACUUAUUAACGAUGGCUCCGGCUUAGGUUUUGGAAUUGUCGGUGGAAAAUCGAGCGGCGUUGUUGUGAAGACGAUUGUUCCUGGAGGCUUAGCACAUCGGAAUGGAAAGCUUCAGACAGGAGACUAUAUUUUGAAGAUUGGCAACACAAACGUGCAAGGGAUGAGCAGUGAGCAAGUUGCUCAAGUGCUGAGGAACUGUGGGAAUUUUGUGAGGAUGGUAGUGGCAAGAGACCCCAUCGGGGAAAUUUCAGUGACUCCUCCAACUCCAACAACCUUGCCCGUUGUAGCACUACCAUCUGUGCCUACUUGUAACCAGAGCUCUGUUAACGCAUCUCUUUUUGAUACUUACAAUGUUGAACUCACGAAAAAGGAUGGCCAGAGUCUUGGGAUUACAAUCAUUGGGUAUGCCGGCUCCUCGCAUACAGGAGAUGUCUCGGGGAUUUAUGUGAAAAAUAUCAUACCGGGCAGUGCUGCAGAUCAUAGUGGCCAAAUUCAUAUUAACGACAGGAUAGUUGCUGUGGAUGGAGUAGAUAUCCAGGGUUUCGCCAAUCAGGAAGUUAUUGAGGUUUUGCGCAGGGCAGGAGAUACAGUGCAUCUGACUCUAGUGCGAACAAAAGCGUCAUCUUCACCUCUCCCUCCUGACAGAUCUAUAGAUGAAGCAUCACCCAAAACACCUGCCUUAUUUUUAACGGGAGCUGUGGAGACCGAAACGAAUUUAGAUGAGGAAGAUGAAGUGAAGCAAGAGAAAAAAGCAGCUCAGCUGAAGGAUGAAGAGAAGCCAAAGCUGUCAUCACAGCCAUUAGAUACUGUUCCUGGCUCCCUGGAAAAUGAGCUGAAAUCCAAGUGGGAAAACCUGUUGGGUCCCGAUUAUGAAGUAAUGGUUGUCAUUUUGGACACACAGAUCAUUGAUGAUGCUGAGUUACAGAAGUUUUCAAAGCUGCUGCCGAUCCACACUCUGAGGCUGGGAGUGGAACUGGACUCCUUCAACGGGCACCAUUACAUUUCUUCCAUCAUGCCUGAUGGGCCAGUGGCCCCACUCAACGUGUUGAAGCUGGAGGAUGAACUGCUGGAGGUCAAUGGCGUUCAGCUCACUGGAAAAUCCCGCAGAGAGGCAGUGUCAUUUCUGAAAGAAGUGCCCCCUCCCUUCACUCUGGUCUGCUGCAGGCGGCUCUUUGAUGAAGAGACCUUUGGGGAUGAAGCGAGCGUCACCGAUGUUGUCAUCACUGAACCAAAGGUUGACCCCAAUGAAGAAGUUCAAAUUAAUGAUGAUGAAGACGAUGGGGAACUGGCUCUCUGGUCCACUGAGGUGAAGACAAUUGAGUUAAUUAAAGGUGUCGAUGGCUUGGGAUUCAGCAUUUUGGACUACCAGGAUCCUUUAGACCCGACCCGGACUGUGAUUGUGAUCCGCUCUCUGGUAGCCAACAGUGAAGCUGAACGUGGUAGGGAAUUAUUGCCGGGGGACCGCCUGGUCUUUGUCAAUGAUCGUUCCUUGGAGGAUAUCACGCUCACUGAAGCUGUGGAAGUUCUAAAGUCUCUGCCUCCGGGCAGAGUGACCUUGGGCAUCUGCAAGCCUUUGGUGGUUGAAGGUAAUGAGGAGAAUGCGUGUAUCUCACAACCAACUGCUUUUCAAGAAACACCGGAUUACUCAGGACCCAUGGAGGCAAUGGACUCCCCUCUGAUCUUGGAAGCUCCCUCGGAAUUCCGAGAUGAUUCCUUCCUUCGUGAAGAGGACUUGGAGGAGCCUUUCAUUGACUUGGGAAGGACAUUCCACGGACAGUCCAAAGAAAUCGACAGUACUCAAGAGGCGUGGGAGAUGCACGCUUUCCUGAAGCCCAGAGCACCGGAAAUGGGAGAAGAGAGAGAGAUGCUGGUGGAUGACGUGUAUGACUUCCAGGAUAUCUUUCAGAACAUGGAUCUGUAUUCUUCAACACUGGGCAAGAAGGAUCAUCCUCUCUCUGCAGGCCAGGAUUUUCACUUUGGCACCCAGUGGCUAAGUCAUCCGGCAGCCUAUGAAGCUCAUGAUCUGAGAUCUAUGGUGCACCCGACUUCCCAAGAGCUAGCCCAGAACAGAUACAACAGUGAAGCAAUGAUCAAUGAGAAUUUUGGGAAUGCUUCCCUGUCCGUCAUCACUUCCUCUGAAGGCGACAUGUGCCAAGGCAUUUUUGGUGACCUUAACAACUCUGAAUCCAUCACAAAUAGCGGCUUGGAUUUAGGCCGGAGGAUGGCAAGUGCUUCAGAAGGCCCCGAAAUGCUGGUUGAUCUCCCUGCAGUGGUCCAAGGGAGCAAGGGGGAGGACGUGCCAGUCUAUCGGCUGCCCCACAAGCGAGGGCUCCUCAAGACCGGAGUGCUACCAUCUAAAUAUGCCGCAGAGACAUGUGAUUUGCCAGAGAGAGAAGAAGGUGAAGGAGAAGAGACUCCAAACUUCAGUCACUGGGGUCCACCUCGAAUCGUGGAGAUUGUGCGAGAAGCCCACGAGUCUCUUGGGAUCAGUAUCGUGGGUGGGCAGACGGUGAUCAAACGUCUGAAGAACGGAGAAGAGCUGAAAGGCAUCUUCAUCAAGCAGGUCCUCGAGGAUAGCCCAGCUGGGAAAACCAAGGCUCUGAAGACUGGAGACAAGAUCCUGGAGGUGUCAGGUGUUGAUUUGCAAAAUGCAACCCACCAGGAAGCUGUGGAAGCCAUCAAGAGUGCGGGAAACCCCGUUGUUUUUGUUGUGCAGAGCUUAUCCUCCACACCCAGGGUAAUCCCACCUUUGACUUCCAAGACCAGCCAUCCUCCCAAAACCCAGCAUCGAGAAAAAGAAGAUAGAAAAGAAAAGAGAAGGGGAGGUGCACCCCCUCCGAUGAAACUGCCGCCUCCUUACAGGGCUCCUGCUGAGGACAGCGACCAUGAUGAUGACGACCAGACCGAAUUAACUGAGGAAAAAAUCCGGCAGAGGUAUGCCGAUCUGCCUGGAGAGUUGCAUAUCAUUGAGCUGGAGAAAGAAAAGAAUGGGCUUGGUCUCAGCCUUGCCGGGAACAAAGAUCGUUCUCGGAUGAGCAUCUUCAUUGUGGGGAUUCACCCGGAUGGUCCUGCCGGCCGAGAUGGGCGCAUGCACAUCGGCGAUGAGCUUUUAGAGAUAAACAAUCAGAUAUUGUAUGGAAGAAGUCACCAAAAUGCAUCUGCCAUUAUCAAGACAGCCCCAACCAAGGUCAAGUUGGUUUUCAUAAGAAAUGAAGAUGCAGUCAAUCAGAUGGCUGUUACACCUUUUCCUUUCCCAGUCAGCUCUCAGUCUUCUAUUGAGGAUCAGAGUGGUCCAGAAGCCAUAAGCAAUGAAGAAGAAACCAAUACUGAAGUUGAUCUAAAGCAAUUAUUACCAGAAAGUGACCGUAUCCAAUUGGACGAGGCGCCCCAGAUAGUCGACCAUAUUCUGGCAGCAGAUGAAGCCAAGGGCGGAGAACCCCUUCCUGACACUACUGCCGGCCAGGUGAAACAACCCAAAUACUCUACUAAAAAGCCCAUUGGCUCCGAGGAGAUCUCUCUGGCACCCUCUUCCUCGUACUGUUCCACAGACAUGGAGUUCGCAGGCUACGGUGUUUUGCAGAUUCCAUUGUCGGUGGACCCAGCCACAUGCCCUAUCGUCCCUGGACAAGAAAUGAUUAUAGAGAUCUCCAAGGGACAUUCUGGCCUUGGUCUCAGCAUUGUAGGAGGAAAAGAUACUCCGCUGGAUGCUAUAGUGAUUCAUGAAGUAUAUGAAGAAGGAGCAGCAGCCAGAGAUGGAAGACUUUGGGCUGGUGACCAGAUUUUAGAGGUUAAUGGUAUCGAUCUGAGGAAUGCCAGCCACGAGGAAGCCAUUACCGCCUUGAGGAAAACACCCCAGAAAGUGCAGUUGGUUGUUUAUAGGGAUGAAGCACAUUACAAAGAUGAAGAAAAUUUGGAGAUUUUCCCCGUGGACCUUCAGAAGAAAACGGGCCGAGGACUGGGCCUAAGCAUCGUUGGGAAACGAAACGGAAGCGGAGUCUUUAUCUCGGACAUUGUGAAAGGAGGGGCUGCUGACCUGGAUGGGAGAUUGAUUCAGGGAGACCAGAUCUUGUCUGUGAACGGAGAGGACAUGAGGAGCGCGUCCCAGGAGACGGUGGCCACUGUGCUCAAGUGUGCUCAAGGCCUUGUGCAGCUGGAGAUCGGAAGGUUAAAGGCUGGUUCUUGGUUCUCAUCAAGGAAAACCUCUCAGAACAGCCAGAAAAGAGAUUCAGCGGGGCCGCCGGCUCUCUCCCAUUGCCUUUCCGAGGGAACGGGCCAGACUGAGACUGCAGCAGCCAGAGAAGGACCCGAGAAGCUUUUGAUUUCCCGGGUCAAACAGAACCAGAAGACGGGUCUAUCCAGUGUCCGCAACAGUUUUCCUCCUUCCCUGGCUCCCGUCAUCACCAGCUUGCAAAACCUGGUUAGCACCAAGAGGACCUCGGACUCUUCCCAGCGAAACUCAGCAGGAGCUGAUGUGGGCCCAAGAACUGUAGAGAUCAUAAGGGAGCUGAACGAUGCCCUGGGGAUCAGCAUAGCAGGGGGAAAGGGCAGCCCGCUGGGAGAUAUUCCCAUCUUUAUCGCCAUGAUUCAAGCCAGCGGAGUUGCAGCACGUACACAAAAGCUCAAGGUUGGGGACCGGAUUGUCAGCAUUAACGGGCAACCUCUGGAUGGACUGUCUCACGCUGAUGUUGUUAAUCUACUCAAGAAUGCUUACGGGCGCAUUAUUCUGCAGGUAGUAGCUGAUACUAAUAUCAAUGCCAUUGCAACUCAGCUGGAAAGCAUGUCUGCCAGCUACUACCUUGGUUCCCUGGACGGCGACCAUCACCCAGAAGACCCAGAAACUCCUCAGCCGAAGAUGAUUGCUCUGGAGAAAGGCACUGACGGGCUGGGCUUCAGUAUUGUCGGGGGUUAUGGAAGCCCCCACGGUGACCUGCCAAUUUAUGUCAAGACCAUAUUUGCAAAGGGAGCAGCUGCAGAUGAUGGGAGGCUGAAGCGUGGGGACCAGAUCUUGGCUGUCAAUGGGGAGGCCCUGGAAGGCGUGACUCACGAGCAAGCUGUGGCCAUCCUGAAGCGUCAGAGGGGGACUGUGACCCUGACUGUGCUGUCCUGAGCUGCGGCAUGCCACGGCAAAGUCACCGAAUCUCCGUCCCAAGGCACAGUCCUGGCUGGGAUGAAAACCAAGCACCAGUUAACAUUAGUCCUCAGUCUGAUCAGUGUCUCCUCUAGGCUCAGAAAAGAGCACGUUUCCUCUCCCUGCAGAGAGAAAUCCUCUCUGACCAUCGUCAUCAUCAUCAUCGUCAUCUCUCACUCUCUUUUUUCCCCUCAUCCUCUUCCUCUUUCUCCCCUCAUGAUGUGGUGAAUUUCUCCAACUGAAAUAAACUCUGGUCUUCCUCCCUUCCCUACUGAAUGGUCAGCUCCUCAUCCCUGAUCCCCCUUCUAGCAGCUGCACCUGGAAUUGCAAACACAGGAUGGAUGGCGUCGUCAGAACCCGGCCGAUAAGCAGAAACAAACAUGGAGUGACUCAUCAUCUCUGUCUUGAUUUACUAAUGCUAAUCAUUUUUUCCAAGGAGGAAACUGUGGUAUAAUUAAAUUACCAGCAGUCUAAAGGAUAAAAUAGCAAAUUCUCCUAUGGGACUUUUAUCUGUGCUCUUCUCAUUAAGUCUUUACUAUUGAAACAUGGCUCCAAUUUGGUCUUUGUGAGUUAGUCUUUGAUGGUUAUAAUGAGUCAAUUUGCGAGCUUGAAGACAAAGAUACGGACAAUCUUCUGAAAACCAUCCCCCAGUUGUUUUCUGAGCCGGGUUCUGAAGACCACUUCUGAGAUGCGCCUUUGGGAGAGAAGACCAUUUCCCCAAAUAAGCUGUUUUGUUCCACUGGAGCAGUUCAGAUUCAUGUUCUGAAGGUCAACAAGAAAGAAUCAUAUUGGGGUUCCCAGAGUUCCCCUGGAACCAGCACGUUUCCACCGACCCAUCCUGGGAGAGAGGGCUUUCCAGUCUGCAGCCCUUGGACAGCUCUGAGGGAGCCGUAUCCGGUGGUGGCAGGUCAGCCGCUGGGCCCAGUUGCCUUCCCUUUCUAGGGAGGACAGGGCCAGAAUUCUUAUUCUUUCUGUUCUCUUCACGUGAGCCAUUCUGUCUGAGCAGAUUGUGAGGACCGGAAUCAAGGGAUACAUGAUGCCACCAAUCGACUUCAUAAGUGAGCUGGGGACGGGAGGGGAGGGCAAUCAUGCUUUGCUCCAGUCUUCUAGCUCCAGAGAGGCUACUCCAUUGCAAGAGAGCUGCACGCCACGGAAUGCAAAUUCAAAAACAAAAACACAAAAAAUGGGAAAGUCUUUCAAACUAGUCCUGUACGUUAUUAGCACAGGGCUGGGGGGAGGUGGGAGGCUGCUUGCCUGUCGAUGCUCUUGGCUGCCUGUCAAGCUCUAUAAUAAGUGUAUUAGAAAGAAUAAGUACCGAGGUCAGUGAUUAGCGUUAUUUAACCAUAACACGAUUUUGUAAAUGGUCAGAAAGUCAUAAAAAGCAAAUUUUAUGGGCUCUAAUUUAAAAUGUUAUUUAAUAAGGAUAGAUUUUAAUGGAAAAUCCUCUUUGAAUCUAUGUAAUCACAAAGUGCAUUAACAUGUUGGAAUAUUACAUGGCUAUUCCAAAGCAUAGAGUGCCUGAAUUUUAUGUCUGAAAUGUCUUUGGUAUUUGGCGUUGAUUGCUUUUCAAACUUUUAAUGAAUUUCUGGCCGCGCAGUGUUACUAGGAACCCACUGCUCACUGCAUGAAGAGCAACAAAUUCGGGAUCCUCCGGGAUCCACAGAGACCCUCUAGCAGCUGGGCAGGCCUGAAACUAGAUAUGCACCUUGAAGAAAUCACACUGGAAAAUGGGACCUUGGCAGUUUUUCUCCUGACUAGGAUGGACUGACUGCCCAAGGCACCUUUGGGACACUGCAGGGUCUUGGGUUCCAUCCCUUUCCACUCACAUCCUCCUCCUUUUAUGUGUAUCCCAGUAAAAGGAAAAUAUAAGGAAAGGAGACCCUUUGCCCUUGUCCCAUUGUCCGGGAUGGGUGGGGCUCCUGCUUCUUGUAACUUGCACUUUCUGUGUUAUGUACCUGCCAAAAAUUAAAAAAAAAAAAAAAAAUCCAUUGCAACUUUCCAA
Messenger RNA from Sarcophilus harrisii (Tasmanian devil), 8029 nucleotides. It is a transcript of the gene PATJ, whose product is annotated as PATJ crumbs cell polarity complex component. Gene Ontology annotation, molecular function: protein binding. The record is from RefSeq and is a predicted model, not a curated record. The transcript has 46 exons. Lineage: Eukaryota; Metazoa; Chordata; Mammalia; Dasyuromorphia; Dasyuridae. The coding region runs from base 145 to 6006 and encodes 1953 amino acids.